AUGCCAAUUAAAAUGAAAAUCGUUGAAAAAUUUUUGGAAGACCCAAAAGAACUCAGAGGAAGACCUGAAGCUCUGGAAGCUGUCAACAAACUAAAACAGUUGAAGGAAAGCAAAUUUGUAAUAACAACCAACCAUGAGGUAGAUGUAUGUAAAGAGGCAAUAAUGUGUGUAACCCAAAAGGCAGAGGAAUUGAAACAAAUGAUUGAAGAAGUAAAGGAUUUAAAUGAAAGAGUACAAAACAUUGAAACAAACAUGCUUGAAAAGGUGGAGGAAUUAACAACAGACCUUUGUAAAAGAAUCGGAAAAGUGGAAUCAGACGUUUCUGUCUUGAAAUCAGAUGUUUCUGCUGUGACAGAACGAGUGACGUCACUAGAAGGCACAGUUAGAGAACUAGACAGUAAACGUGAUAUAUACAAGAGGCAUUUAGAUUACGUCAAAGGGAAACAAGAGUUACAAGCCCAACUUGUUAAAUAUUACAAGAAACAUUUUGUGAAGACAUCACUUUCACCUUUGAAGCAACAACAAGAUACCAUUAACAUUAAAGAUGUAUAUGUGACCCCCGAGAUAGAAGUCAUGGAGGAAGAAAAAUGUGUGAAUAUUGAUAAAAAUACGACAGAGAAGCCAGGGAAAAGAUAUAUACAAAGAUAUCAUGACAUCUUUCAAACAAAGGGGCAGCGAAAUAAAAAGAUAUAUAUAUUAGGAGAUGUUGGAACAGGAAAGAGUACUUUCUGCAAAAUGAUGAUUGAAAACUGGUGUAAUGCUGUAAGUGGUAGAACAAAUGAAUCGGCUGGCAAUGAGAAUAAUCUAGAAAGAUCAGAAACCAAUUCGAGUGACAUAAAUAUGGCAAAUGAGUUUGAUGAUGUCUAUCAGAUGGGACAGUAUGAAUUUCUUUUCUUUAUCCAACUACAAUAUAUGUCAGUGUUAAAGACUGACGUCACUGUUGAUAUGAUUAAAGAAUUAACAAGAGAUCUCACCUCAGAUAAGGAUUUGGUUGACAGAAUAUUUCAGGAAGACUCAAUGCGUUGUCUUAUCAUUAUUGAUAGCUUGGAUGAAUGGACGCCUCCUACAGAUGUUGUGCGUAAACCACAUGUUAGCUACGGGAUACCAAACGGAGACAAAGCUAAAGAUGCAACAGUCAUUACAUUAUCUAGACCAUCAGCAAAAGGAAUUCUUAAUUUAAAAAACUCAGAAAUUGAUCUCAAAUCAUAUUUAUUAGGUUUAUCUUGUAGCUUACUGAAAUCAUUCAUCGAACAAUAUAUUUCCCAAACAGCCUCAACUCAAAAGUCUUACAAUGAAUUCAUUAGAAUUAUGAAAACAAAGGAAAUUGGUCACAUAGAGAAAACACCGUUGCUUUUGCAACAAAUACUGUGGUUAUAUUGUAAUGAUAUGGAACUUGGAAAAUCUGUAAGUGAAACUUACUGUCAGAUUUUGAAUAUCAUGUGUGGUUGGUCAAAUCAAAAAGUUGACGGAGAUGACGUUCGAAAUGAUGCAAACGGGGAUAAAAACAUAUUUUUGCCAGAAAAUUUGCAAAUAUAUCCUAGAUUUAGAAACAACAAACGAGUUUUAUUUCUAAUGGGUGCUGCUGCAUUUGACGUUUUGACAUCCGGCUCGAUAAGAAACAUAUUGGGCGACAACCAUCUUCUGGAGAGAAGGGGGCUAUCUGUAUUUGAUGUCAAGAAGCUACUACAAUUUGGUAUCUUUAAAUGA
Ruditapes philippinarum (Manila clam) is the source of this 1707-nucleotide messenger RNA. RefSeq lists its product as uncharacterized. NCBI's taxonomy places the organism in Eukaryota, Metazoa, Mollusca, Bivalvia, Venerida, Veneridae. The record is from RefSeq and is a predicted model, not a curated record. The coding region runs from base 1 to 1707 and encodes 568 amino acids. The transcript is spliced from 4 exons.